This is a messenger RNA of Apiotrichum porosum, 4185 nucleotides long. RefSeq names its product Intermediate filament protein (gene MDM1). The transcript has 4 exons. NCBI's taxonomy places the organism in Eukaryota, Fungi, Basidiomycota, Tremellomycetes, Trichosporonales, Trichosporonaceae. The record is from RefSeq and is a predicted model, not a curated record. Gene Ontology annotation, cellular component: intracellular membrane-bounded organelle. The coding region runs from base 1 to 4185 and encodes 1394 amino acids. Gene Ontology annotation, molecular function: phosphatidylinositol binding.
AUGCGCACGUCUCCUCGCCUGCGCCUGGCCGGCGGCGCGGUCGCGCUAAUUCUCGCACUGGUCUUCCGGCGGCUCAUUCUCCAGACGCUCCUCUUUCCACUCUUCCUUUGUGCUGCAGUGGUGGCCGGCGUGGCUAUAGUCAUUACGACUGUUACACAAGCCGACAGGCGUAGCCCACCGCUUUCCUUUGUCGAUCGACAACGCGCCGCAACUCGUCCACUGGCGUUCGCAUCGACACCAGAGUGGCCAGCUCACGUUGCCGCUUUUGCCGCCGAGGACAGCGACGACCAAAUCUUUGAGCCCGUCCAUGGUUUGGCGACGGAUAACGUCUCUACACGACUGGACAAACUUCUGACACUUAUCCGCGGCUCGUUCAUCCUGCCGUGGUACGUGCGUAUCUCGCCCAGUCGCGCAUUCCCGGACGCCAUCGAGCGCAAUGUGCGCAUAGCGUUGACGGCCGUCGCUCACCGCGUCGAGGUGGUGGACUGGCCAUCGCUCGUUGUCUCACGCGUGCUGCCUAUUGUCACCGACCAUUUGCAGCACUACAAGACGAUUGAGCACUUAGCCGCCCCUGUCGGCAGCAAGACCACUGCCUCGCUCCCCCUCCCCCUUUCCGACAAGGCACACCCGGCCCUCGCACCCCAGAUUCAAGUCAGUGCCGAGGCCAACAUUCCCUCUGUCGAAGCACACCUGCGUGUGAUUGUCGAGCGGAUCAUCGCCGAUGUCAUGCCGCCGCACGAGCAAUCCGAGGUGGUGUCCAUCCUCGUCCGGGAAAUUGUCCUCGGCGCAAUCCUCGUGCCCGUGUUCAACAUGCUCUGCGAUAGCGACUUUUGGAAUCGCCAGAUUGAUGAGCAGGGUGGAAAGUACCUGUACAGGAGAAAACAAGUCAACAGAGUCUUGUCUGCGCUGUCUGCCGUGCCGGCUGCGGGCACGCCUUCCCCGUCACGUAUCCGCAAGCAGCAAGGUGCCUCGACCAUCACUGUGCACUCUACGACCAAACAGUUUGACGAGUUUAUGAGGUCUAUCCCCAAGCUCAAGACACUGGGCGAGGCGCGUCGUUUACGAGCCGACCUGAACCGUGAACUGCGGUCUGCUCGCGCUGCACAAAAGAUUGCGGCUACCAUAACAGACGCUCAAGGUGACCAGGCGUUGAGGCGUGCAGACAGGUAUAUCCGCCGCCUUGAGCGGGCUAGGACCCACAUUGAUAGGCGUAUUGUCGCACUGUCUGGUGGCUCGUCCCCGCGCGGCUCCUCACCGGCCACCGACUCGCCCACUGUCAUCAGAAUGGUUUCUGCCAACCUGUACACGAUCCUCUCCGACCCGUCUUCCCUCGCCUACUGGCUCGAGUACAUGGAACGUCGCGGGCGGUCACACUUGGUUCAGUUCUGGCUCCUGAUUGAAGGAUUCAAGGACCCCCUCGAAGCUUCGGGCCAAAUGCUUGCCCUGGAGAAUGUCGAAGGCCCCGACUCGCGUCCGGGAGCCAACGACGCGACCAUUGGUGACGACACUGCCUUUCUCAACAAUGCCUACUUUGUCAACUCGACUCCCAAGAUUGUCAUCUCCCCCAAGCUCGUGGCUGACAUCUCGUACACUGCAACUCACGUUGGACCGCUCAGCCCUCAGGACGUGAUCCGCGCCAAAAAGGCAGUCUACCGUGCCCAAAAGGAGGUGUAUGACCAGAUGGAGGAGGAGGACUGGGCAGAGUUUCAGCAGAGCGAGCUGUACCUCAAGGCGCUUGCAGACUUGAAGAAUGCCGCGCCCAAGGUGCGCCCUGCGAUGCGCUCAGUGUCAUACUCGCCGCCUCCGAGCCCCUCGGUUGCAAAGCUCGCUCCUUCAGCCGCUCCAGUGCGGCGCUUGUCUGACAACCCUUCGAUGCCCCGUCGCCCGUAUCUUGUCAACGGCAGCUUUGCACCAUUGUCAGCCAGCGCGACGACGGCAGUGACGACCGAUAUGAACCCUCCCAUGCGCAAGGUGACCCCCGAGUCGAUGCACUCUGGCGCUUCCAACGGUGGCUCCCCGCGCGCAAUGACGACCCCGACAAUAACGACCACCUCGACACCGCCUCAGCUUCCUUCUUCUUCUUCAGCGGCGGCCGGGAACCGCAGGUCCAUGCACUUUGACUUUCUCAUGGGCGGCGACGACCUUGGUGGAUCAGAAGAACGUGACCGACUGUUUGAAGACGAAGAAGAGGACGAGGCUGCCCUCCUGGAGGCGCAGCGCAUGGAGGAGAUCCAGGCAGCGUUGAAUGAGAUUAUCGCCAACGAAGACAUGUCGUCUAGUCAAGACUUGCGGCGCGGCGCGUCGAGCCAGGACCUCAUGCGUGCCAAAUCUAGCCAGGACCUCUUGCGGUCGUCCAGCCACGACCACCUCCCAAACGCAAGGUUGCUCAAGGGCACCCCAACUCCACCCGAGGUAGACCCUCUGAGCGCUUCCGUCGAGCUUGUUCGCCCCGAUCGCCACCCACUCGCCGGCAACAAGCUGACCUCGCGUUCUGCCGAGGACCUCCAGUCGCUCAUGGGCUCGUCCACCGCUCCCAGUCCCGUCCGUCGCGUGUCACAGUUUGACGCGCGAGCCGUCCGUGGCGCCCGGCGAGUACGUCUUGGCAGUGUCGACAUGGCCACUUCGUCUGCACGUCCCACAAAGAGCAUCUUUGCAGACGAGGACGAUGAUGUGCUGGGGGGCGUUCCCGAUGUUCCCGAGGUCGACGAGGAAGGCGAUGGCGGUGCCGGCGGUGUCCAUCAAGCUGCACCUGGUGAUAUGCAAAUUUCGAUUGAGAUUGGCCGGCUCGGCAACAAAAUCACCGAGCUCACCCAGCAAGACGCGCUCCUCGGCCAGCUCAUUCGACAGGCCGAGUUGACAGGCAACGACAAUGAGCUCAAGUUGCUCCAACGUUCCCGCUCCAGUCUGCAGCGCGAAGUGCGAACUGCGGAAUUCCAGAAGCGCCAGUAUGAGCAGCAAGAAGAGGAGAACCGUCUCGUUCCCGGUCGCACAAAGGUGGACAUUCCACGCACGUCCUUGGCCGACGACGAAGGCCGCCAAGUCGUGCGGUACAAUGUCGAGAUUCGCCAAGUGGAGCCCGACGGGCGCACGCGCCUCUCGUGGAUUGUCACACACCGAUACAACGAGUUUUGGGAGUUGGACCGCGCGAUCCGCGAAGUGGCGGCCACGUCCAACAACAUUGCCUUUGUGGAGGCUGUGCGCACCAAGAUGAAGGAGAUUCCCGGCAAGCGUCUCGUGCCGAGUCUGUCUGCCUCGUUUGUAGAGUCGCGCCGUGCCGGGCUGGAAAAGUACCUCCAGUCGAUCAUUGCGUGCGGACCGCUCUGCGACUCGCUCUUGGUUCGCAACUUCCUCUCACAGUCUUCCGGCGCUGUUACUUCCGAUCUCUCGACCUCCACGGGAUCUUUGGCGGCGUUGCCCACCCACCUCGUCAAGACGCUCUACAAGACCGUCACGAGCUCGCUGGACGAGGCCCUGGUUCCGUCCAUGUUCGACCUCAUGAGCCAGUCUCUCCAGCGGCAGAUCUAUGAGGUUGCGGGCGGUAUCGGAGCCGUCACUGAAGUGAUGCCCAGCGCUCUCAGAGGUGGACCGUGGUGGCAGUCACCGUCAAGCAUGACCGCGCCCCUCCCAUCCAUUGCGUCCAGUACUUUGAUCGCUGGCAACAUGGCCCCGGCCAUUGGUGUCGGCGGUACCCAGCUCUUACAACCACUGGAUGGCGAAUCGGCAGCUGGGAGCUUUACAGCGCCCAUCUGUGACCUCUUCAUUGAGCUCUUUGACCUCAAGGAGAACAACUGGCUGCGCCGCCAAGCCAUCGUUCUCAUCCUGCAGCAGGUCCUGGGAGGCACGAUCGAGCGCAAGGCGCGCGACACGUUCCGUACCUAUUCGUCUGAACACGGCGUGGACAAGGUCCUGCGCGUCUUUCAAGAUACAAUGUGGCCUGGGGGUGUGCGUCGUCCGCCCUCGACCCCGCGCACCGAGCAGGAAAAGCACGAGACGCGCGUGGGCGCCAGCCGCAAGCUCGCGCUGCUCAUGCCGGAUGUCGCGGCCAACAUGAUUGGGCGGGGCAACGCGCGGCGUGCGGCCCAGCGCGUGUUUGGCGCACUGCAGGAUACCAAGAUGAACCAGCAUCUCGUGCUGAGCGUCAUGGACGAGAUCUUUGGCGCGCUGUUUCCGCCCCCAGCCAAGUAA